AUACGUUUCCUUUUUAAUUUUUUGUUGUUGUUUAUUGAUGCAUUAGUAAAUGCCAUUGAAGGCUAUUUUUUUGAUAUUUUGUUUUGAUCUUCAUUUUUGUAUCUGACGCGAUUUAAUUUCGGUUUUUUUUUUUUUUUUCUGUUUUGUGACUUGUAAUAAUCUUUUUUCUGCGUAUGCCGAUUCAUGUCCUUUUUUGUCAAUUUCUGCUUGAAUUUCUGGUCAAUUUCAUCGUUUUUCAACAGCAACGAGCUGUAACAGAGAAUCGUACAGAUCUGGAAGAUUUGCAAAUAUAAAAGUAACAGUGUCUCGUUAUUUCUGAGAUCUUCUGUGUCUGUUUGAUUGUAGAUACAAUUCUGAUCCCGGUCUCGGAUUCCAAUUACAAUGCCUGGUAAAUUAUGCCUAAGUUUACUGAAUUUUGAUAAUUGGUGAUUCGUGGAUUAAUUUUUGUUUUUAAUGAUAUCAGGAGAGGUAAUUGCAUUUCAAGAAAAUGAGAGAUUUAAAAAUGAAGGGAAUUUGGAUUUCGAGACGUCCGAGGACGAGAAAAGAAGAACGGCGCGAGGGAGAUCCCUGAAGAAGAAAGCGAUGACUGCUUCGACGAAGCUAACACAUGGUCUAAGGAAGCGUGGCAAACGCGUGGCUGAUUGCAAAUAUGCGACGAUUUCUAUCGAGGAUGUAAGGGACGCGGAGGAGGAAAAGGCGGUCAGAGCUUUUCGCCAGGCAUUGCUUGCAAAAGAUCAGCUUCCCACACGCCAUGAUGAUUACCACACUUUGUUAAGAUUUUUGAAAGCUAGGAAAUUCGACCUCGAUAAAACUAUCCUGAUGUGGGAAGAUAUGCUGAACUGGAGGAAAGAGAAUGGAGUAGAGAGUAUCAUACAGGAUUUUGUGUAUGAUGAAUAUGAAGAAGUUCAGCACUGUUACCCCCACGGUUACCAUGGCAUAGACAAACAGGGUCGCCCUGUUUAUAUUGAAAGAAUUGGUAAAAUUGACCCUGCUAAGCUUAUGAAGGUCACUACAGUGGACAGAUUUUUGAAAUAUCAUGUGCAGGGCUUUGAGAAGGCUUUCAUGGAGAAAUUUCCUGCCUGUUCUAUUGCUGCUAAGAGGCAUAUAGAUUGUACGACAACAAUAUUAGAUGUGCAGGGGUUGAACUGGAUGACCUUUGGCAAGGUUGCACAUGAUCUUGUAAUGCGCAUGCAGAAAAUUGAUGGUGACAACUAUCCUGAGACUUUACAUCAAAUGUACAUAGUUAAUGCUGGAAGUGGAUUUAAACUACUAUGGAACACAGCAAAAGGCUUUCUUGAUCCAAGGACUACUGCAAAGAUUCAUGUUCUUGGAAACAAAUUUCAUAAUAAAUUAUUGGAGAUUAUUGAUCCAAGCCAAUUGCCUGAGUUUCUGGGUGGAACUUGCUCAUGCCCUAAUGAUGGUGGGUGUCUUAGAUCUGACAAGGGACCCUGGAAUAACCCAGAAAUAAUGAAGUUGAUACACUUGGGAGAUGCCUUGUACUUGGGGAAAACAGAAAGUUUUUCUGAGAAUGACAAUUUGGAAGUCAAAUUUUUGUCUACUAAGGUUGCAAGUAGUGAAAUACCUUGUGCUUAUGAUGUGAGGCCAGAUACUUCAGAUUUCAUGCAGUUAGCGUCACUUUCUGAGAAAGGAAGGAUUAGUGGUCCUAAUUCUAUGCAUGGCAUUAUUGAACCAGAAAAUGCUGCAAGAAUUGAAGAAGCUAGUUCAACAAAUGAUGUAACUAGUGAUGUUACUCCAAGAAAUCUGGGAAAAAAGUUUGUUCACCAUGUAAUAAGUUUUGUGGUUCACUUUGUACUCAAAUUGUUAGCAUGUAUAUAUUUCUUAGCCCCUGGACUGGGAAGAGUUUUGGAAACACAAGAUUCAAAACAACAAAGAGAAAACCAGUUGAAUCAACAGAUGGCAGGUUCGGGGUCUCUGGAUGAUGGUAUUUUGACUGAAGCAGAAGAGGGCUCACUCCAUCCAUGUUGGCAGAGGCUACAAAAUUUAGAAACCUUAGUAACUGAGCUUUCUAACAAACCCACAAAAAUUCCUCCUGAAAAAGAAGACAUGCUUCUUGAGUCAUUGAGUCGUAUUAAAUCUAUCGAACAAGAUUUACAGCGAACAAAGAAAGCAUUGCUUGCAACUGCAUCAAAACAAGUGGAGCUUGCUGAGUCAUUGGAACAUUUAAAAGAAAGCAACUUAGCUGGAACACAUUCAUGUUGGCGAAGAAACUACAAACCUUUAAACCCAGGAAGAUGAAUUUUUCUUGUUUGCUUGAACGUGCCAAGGUAGCCAACAUGCGUCUUCUGUUGUCUCUCAACAAUGCUAUAACGGCAAGAUAUGGAAAUCUCUUGCCUGAUUCAAAUGCAACACACACACAGUUGUCAAAUGAAUGGCGAACUACUAAAACUUUUUCUGACGACCACAGUAGUUGGAGAUGUAGUUGUGCAUAUAGUUUUCAAGUUUCUUCACACAGUACGAAUUUUCAUCAAAUUUUUUCCCCAUUUUUUUCUCAGGCAGUUAUAGAGAACAAAUAUUUGAGCUCA
Molecule: messenger RNA, 2543 nt
Organism: Durio zibethinus
Lineage: Eukaryota; Viridiplantae; Streptophyta; Magnoliopsida; Malvales; Malvaceae
Source: RefSeq, a predicted model, not a curated record